This is a messenger RNA of Dipodomys ordii (Ord's kangaroo rat), 1801 nucleotides long. It is a transcript of the gene Insc, whose product is annotated as inscuteable homolog (Drosophila). The transcript is spliced from 13 exons. Bases 40 to 1773 code for a protein of 577 amino acids. The record is from RefSeq and is a predicted model, not a curated record. Gene Ontology annotation, cellular component: apical cortex. Gene Ontology annotation, molecular function: protein binding; cytoskeletal adaptor activity. NCBI's taxonomy places the organism in Eukaryota, Metazoa, Chordata, Mammalia, Rodentia, Heteromyidae. Gene Ontology annotation, biological process: asymmetric cell division; regulation of asymmetric cell division; apical protein localization.
GUAAGGAGAGCUGGAGUUGUUCUAGGCAAGACAGGAGCCAUGAGGCGGCCCCCAGAAGAGGCUGCCAGAGAGGGUCCAUGCGGCUGGGGCCUAUGGAGGGUCCAGGAGUCCCGGAGGCUAUGCUGUACUGGUCCUGACCGCUGUGGGCAGGCCUUGCUGCAGAUUGGGAUCAACAUGAUGGCAUUGCCUGGAGGCCGCCACCUGGACCCCACUCCCCUGCCAGGGCAGCGGCUGGGCCUAAUGCAGGUAGACUCAGUCCAGCGCUGGAUGGAGGACCUGAAGCUCAUGACCGAGUGUGAAUGCAUGUGCAUCUUGCAGGCUAAGCCCAUCAGCCUGGAGGAGGAUGCGCAGAGUGAUCUCAUUUUGGCAGGAGGUCCAGGGCCUGGGGACCCCCUGCAACUGCUGCUCAAGCGGGGCUGGGUCAUCAGCACGGAGCUGCGCAGGAUCGGGCAGAAGCUGGCACAGGACCGCUGGGCACGUGUGCACAGCAUGAGUGUGCGUCUGACUUGCCACGCCCGCUCCAUGGUCAGUGAGUACAGCGCAGCCAGCAGGAGCUCCUCGCAGGAAAUGGGCCAGGUGGAGAAGUUGCUAAUGGAGAAGUGCUCAGAGCUCUCUGUGGUCACUGAGAGGUGCCUGCAGGUGGAGAAUGAGCAUGUCUUGAAGUCGAUGAAGGCCUGUGUGAGUGAGACCCUGAGCACGCUAGGGCAGCACUUUGGGCAGCUGCUGGAGCUGGCACUGACACGGGAGGUGCAGGCACUGGUGAGAAAAAUUGAUGCCUCGGACAACAUCUACACCACAGAGACCACCACAGGGAAUCUGUUCAGCCUGACCCAGGAGGGGGCUCCUUUGUGUCGCAUCAUAGCCAAGGAAGGUGGGGUUGUAGCACUCUUCAAGGUCUGCAGACAGGACAGUUUCCGGCCCUUGUACCCCCAGGCGCUCCGUACACUGGCCUCCAUCUGCUGUGUGGAAGAGGGUGUUCACCAGCUGGAGAAGGUGGAUGGUGUUUUGUGCUUAGCCGACAUUUUGACCGAUGACAGCCACUCAGAGGCCACUCGGGCUGAGGCUGCAGCUGUGGUAGCCCAAGUCACCUCCCCACACCUGGCCUUUACUCAGCACCUCAGUAGCUUCCUGGAGAGCAUGGAAGAGAUUGUGACAGCCCUUGUCAAAUUGUGCCAAGAGGCCUCAUCUGGGGAAGUCUUCCUGCUGGCCUCUGCGGCCCUUGCCAACAUCACCUUCUUUGACACAAUGGCCUGUGAGGUGCUUCUGCAGCUGAAUGCCAUUCGCAUCCUCUUGGAAGCCUGCAGUGACAAGCAGAGGGUGGACACGCCUUAUACCCGGGAUCAGAUUGUGACUAUCUUAGCAAACAUGUCUGUUCGGGAUCAGUGUGCCUCAGAUAUCAUUCAGGAGAACGGGAUCCAGCUCAUCAUGGGUAUGCUCUCUGAGAAGCCAAGGUCUGGUACACCUGCUGAAGUAGCAGCUUGCGAGAGAGUCCAGCAGAAAGCUGCAGUGACCCUGGCCCGUCUCAGCCGAGACCCAGCUGUGGCCCAGGAAGCCGUGCGUCUCAGCUGCAUGUCCCGUCUCAUUGAGCUCUGCAGAUCCCCAUCAGAGAGAAACAGCAGUGAUGCUGUGCUUGUGGCCUGCCUGGCUGCUCUGCGGCGAUUGGCUGGGGUCUGCCCUGAAGGCCUCCAGGACUCUGACUUCCAGCAGUUGGUCCAGCCUCGCCUUGUGGACUCCUUCUUACUCUGCAGCAACAUGGAGGAGAGUUUUGUGUAGUGAGUGUAGGAUAGGAAAGGCACUCAGU